Molecule: messenger RNA, 318 nt
Organism: Trypanosoma conorhini
Lineage: Eukaryota; Euglenozoa; Kinetoplastea; Trypanosomatida; Trypanosomatidae
Exons: 1
Coding region: 1-318 (105 amino acids)
Source: RefSeq, a predicted model, not a curated record
AUGGCCUCCUCCUUGGUGUUAACAGGCAUAUCCGCAAUGAGCGUCGACGCCUCCUUGCCCGAAUCUCCUAGUAGGCUCAUCGCCUCCCCCGCACUGCUCGCCUUUUCCUUCAUCAUAAUAAGCGCCGAUGCGACGUCCGCCGCAAGUGCCUCUUCCUCUUCCUCCUUCACCUUUGCUGGGGCCUUGACUCGUUUCUUCGCCUUUUGCUCUUCCAUGAUGGCCUUCUGCUCGAGGAUCUCCUUUUCACGUGCCUCCUCCUCCGCCGCUUCCGCCUCCCAGUCAUCGGCGGCGUCGUUGUACUCGCCAAAGUCGUCGUAA